GCAUCACGGUGUGGCACAAAAGAGAAGAAGAACUCGGAAGCGGAGCACGUCAAGACAUUGCUUGUCUUUGUGUUAUUUGAGCAUUUCUCGUCUCAAACUUGAUUUAUUAACUCGUUCCGGUCUGCCGUCGUCAUGGAGGUUCCGGGACCCGACAGCGACUGGAGAAGUCCUCAGUUCAGGCAGAAAGUCGUCACUCAGAUCGAGGAGGCCAAGAGGAAAGCGGGAAGCGGACACAGUAAGUCAAGCACGGAGAUGGAGAACCAAGUUUACAUCAAAGCCAAGACCAGAGAAGAGUAUCUGUCCCUGGUGGCCAGGCUCAUCAUCCACUACCGUGACAUUCACAAGAAGACCAUGGGAGGUCCGGAUCCCAUCAAUGCCCUGACUAACCUGACUGGCGUCGGAGGGGGCCCGGGCUCCAUCGGCAUGGGGCCCCGCCCCACCGGCGCCCCCGUCGGAGGAAUGGGGGCCAUGGCGCCCAUGCAGAUUGGCCAGCAUGCCAUGCCGGGGGUUUCUGGAAACCCGCAACCCCUGGGGGGUCCCGCCCAGUUGGCCAUGCAGCAGCAGCAGCAGAACUUGCAGUUCCAGCAGUUCCAGCAGCAGCAGUUCCAGGUUCAGCAGCAGAUGAGAGCCCAGCAGCAGCAGAUGCACCAGAACCAACAGCAGCAAAACCAGCAGCAGCAGAACCAGAUGCAUCAGUCCAGGAUGCAGCAGCAGCAGCAGAUGGUGCAGUUGCAGCUGCAGCAGCAGCACGCGCAGUCUAUUCAGCACAUGGUCCAGCAGCAGGCGCAACCGGGCCCCAUGCAGCCGCUCCUGCAGCAGCAGCAGCAGCAGGCCCCCAUGGUGCAGCAGUCUCUAGCCGGACAGAUGGCGAGCGCCCAGCACGUCCCCAUCAACUCGCUGAGUCAGCAGCAGCACCAGCUCAAGAUGCAGCAGGCCUUCCAGGCCCGGGCAGCGUUGCAGCAGCAACAUCAGAUGGCGGCCGCAUCAGGACAACUGGUACGUCCCAACAUGCAGAUUCCGGCCCGGCCGCCCCGGCCUCCGCUGGCCCCGGCCAUCCCGCCCCCCAACGCCGCCGCCGUGACGCAGCAGGUACAGCAGCAUGCCAUGAUGUCGUCACCUUCGCCAGUGCAGGUCCAGACCCCACAGUCCAUGCCUCCUCCGCCCCAGCCGUCUCCUCAGCCUCCCACCUCGCAGCCCAACUCGGCCAGCUCGGGUCCCACGCCAUCUCCCGGGGGGUUCCAGCCCAGCCCCUCCCCUCAGCCCUCACAGAGUCCAUCUACCGCCAGGACACCCCAGAACUAUGGGGUCCCCUCGCCUGGCCCACUUAGCACUCCAGGAAACCCAAACUCUGUGAUGAGUCCCGCGGGGGCGGCGUCCCAGGAGGAUCAGCAGUACAUGGAAAAACUCAAACAGCUUUCCAAAUACAUCGAGCCUCUGCGCCGCAUGAUCAACAAGAUUGACAAGAAUGAAGAGCGAAAGAAGGACCUCAGCAAAAUGAAGAGUCUCCUCAACAUCCUCACGGACCCCAACACAAGGUGUCCUCUGAAAACGCUCCAAAAGUGCGAGAUCGCGUUGGAGAAGCUGAAGAAUGACAUGGCCGUGGUAAGACAUGCCCCUUUCUUACAUCAUCACCCCCCCCCCCCCCGAAUCUUUACGUGUCUGCGUCUGUAUGCUUUUGGUCAGCCGACGCCCCCGCCGCCGCUGCCACCCAAGCAGCCCUAUUUGUGCCAGCCGCUACUCGACGCCGUCAUGGCCAACCUGCGCUCUCCCGUAUUUAACCACUCGCUACACCGCACCUUCGCCCCCGCCAUGGCCGCCAUUCACGGGCCGCCCAUCACUGGUCCGCUGGUUCUGUCACGGAAGAGGAAGCAGGACGAGGAUGAGCGUCAGACGGUCCCCAACAUCCUGCAGGGGGAGGUGGCCCGGCUGGAUGUCAAGUUCCUAGUGCACCUGGACCCGGCCCACUGCAGCAACAAUGGUGCCGUGCACCUGCUCUGCAAGCUGGAGGACAAAAACCUUCCGAGCGUUCCGCCGCUGCAGCUCAGCGUUCCCGCAGACUAUCCGGACCAGAGCCCCUAUUGGUCUGACCACGCCGACCAUUACGGCGCCAACCAUUUCCUGCAGGCGGUGCAUAGGACCCUGGCGUCCAAGCUGCUGCAGCUUCCCGACAAGCAUUCGCUGACAGAGAUUCUGCACACGUGGGCACAGAGCGUCCGCCAGGCCUGUUUGUCCGCCGCGUGAUCUCACUGCCGCGACCAGCAUCUUAAAUGGCAACCUCUCCUUAUUAUUAGUAUUUUUUUUAAAUAAAACACCUGCCCGAA
Molecule: messenger RNA, 2321 nt
Organism: Hippocampus zosterae (dwarf seahorse)
Lineage: Eukaryota; Metazoa; Chordata; Actinopteri; Syngnathiformes; Syngnathidae
Gene: med15
Product: mediator complex subunit 15
Exons: 17
Coding region: 133-2241 (702 amino acids)
Biological process (GO): regulation of DNA-templated transcription
Molecular function (GO): transcription coregulator activity
Source: RefSeq, a predicted model, not a curated record